Molecule: messenger RNA, 1203 nt
Organism: Eutrema salsugineum
Lineage: Eukaryota; Viridiplantae; Streptophyta; Magnoliopsida; Brassicales; Brassicaceae
Product: protein FEZ
Exons: 3
Coding region: 1-1203 (400 amino acids)
Biological process (GO): regulation of DNA-templated transcription
Molecular function (GO): DNA binding
Source: RefSeq, a predicted model, not a curated record
AUGGUAGAGAAUAACGAAGAAGCUAAGAAAAUGGAAGAUGUGUUGUUGCCUGGAUUUAGGUUUCAUCCAACGGACGAAGAGCUCGUGAGUUUCUAUCUGAAGCGGAAGGUUGAACAUCGACCACUCUCCAUCAAGCUCAUUACACAGCUCGAUAUCUACAAAUAUGACCCAUGGGAUCUUCCAAAGUUUGCGAUGGCGGGUGAGAAAGAAUGGUAUUUCUACUGCCCAAGAGAUAGAAAGUAUAGGAACAGCACGAGGCCAAACCGAGUAACUGGUGCUGGAUUCUGGAAAGCCACGGGAACCGACAAGCCGAUAUACUCGUCCGACGGAAGCAAAUGCGUUGGUCUGAGGAAGUCACUUGUGUUUUAUAAAGGAAGAGCUGCUAAAGGGAUUAAGACAGAUUGGAUGAUGCAUGAGUUUCGCUUGCCUUCUGCUUCUUCACAUACUCUCUUUGAUACUCAAGUCUCUCCCAAUGAUUCAUGGGCUAUUUGCAGAAUAUUAAAGAAGACAAACACAACGACCCUUAGAGCCAUCUCUCACUCCUUUGUUUCCUCAUUACCACAAGAGGCAAGAACCAACACAGCACCCUACAAAAAACCAAUAAACACAGCCCAAAUUUCUUCAGAGAAGAUCCUCAAAAACAGUUCUUGCUUCAAAUAUUACUAUGAAGAUAUGAAUAUUGCCCAACCGCAUUCAUAUUUUGAUGAUAAAGAAACUACUACCAAUACUCAUUUCACUGAUUCCUCAAACAAUCCAGGUCCGUGUCUGGACCAACAGUACCUGAAAAGCCUCUUGAUUGCCUCGCAAGAAACACAACCACCUCAGUUUCCAAAGUUCAUCAACAACGACAUGAUCUCGUCGUUUCUGCUAAACAUGUCAUCAUCAUCAGAGUCAUCUAUCCUCGGAGAAUACGCAAAUCAUGUAGACUCAAACAUCGACAUCGACGCAAUAUUGGCGCAAGAGAAGUGUCCUGCUCUUGUGAGUCUGCCGCAAGAGUACCAUGAGACCAGUUUUGAAGGGAACAAGAGUGGUGCGAAUCAAGAUCAUCAUCGUGCUCUCUUUCACACAUUUCGGUAUGGUGACUUGACUUCAACUUCAACUAUUAUUGGAGAUCAACAUCAAAAUCAGAAGCAUCACAUGUUAAUGGAGAGUUACUAUUCCUCGAUUGAUGAAGAUUUGCCUAUUUCGUUAUCCACUACUUGA